Mesocricetus auratus (golden hamster) is the source of this 3023-nucleotide messenger RNA. RefSeq names its product GRIP1 associated protein 1 (gene Gripap1). Gene Ontology annotation, cellular component: glutamatergic synapse; extrinsic component of postsynaptic early endosome membrane; postsynaptic recycling endosome. The record is from RefSeq and is a predicted model, not a curated record. NCBI's taxonomy places the organism in Eukaryota, Metazoa, Chordata, Mammalia, Rodentia, Cricetidae. Gene Ontology annotation, biological process: regulation of recycling endosome localization within postsynapse; neurotransmitter receptor transport, endosome to postsynaptic membrane; regulation of neurotransmitter receptor transport, endosome to postsynaptic membrane. The coding region runs from base 316 to 2562 and encodes 748 amino acids. The transcript has 22 exons.
AAAGCUCAGCAGUAGAGGGUGGACAGGGGCUGGCGCUGGGCGCUGUCCUUGGUGCUGAAACAGGCCUUAGUCUGUUGUUGGGGGCAGGGAUUUGACAGGUGGGGCCAAACAUUCAUGGAAUUAGAUCCUUUGAGCCCUGAGUUCAUUUGGUUCCUAAGUCACUCAUUUUAUUUAAUUCAAGUCUCCAUUUGCAUAGUGUUUGGCUGGCACUAUGGAGCCCCAGUGUGUUCUGGGGCUUUAAGUAAAGUUAUUGCUUAACAUGGAUGGAAAAGUGUUUGAACUGCUUCCCUUUUCUUUUUCUUUCCUUCAUCUGACAUGAGUCUGGGGUUCCACUUCUUCCAGCUCUGUAGCCAGCUGGAGCAGCUGGAGCUAGAGAACCGGCAACUGAAGGAAGGGACUACUGGAGCAGGAAAUGUUCAAGCUGGACCACAUGUGGAUGGGGAGCUUCUGAGGCUGCAGGCAGAGAACACAGCCUUGCAGAAGAACGUGGCAGCACUGCAGGAACGCUAUGAGAAAGAGACUGUGAGGUUCUCAGCUGCCAGUGAGGGCCAAGGGGAUCCCCCAGGAGAUAUACUCCCCACUGCCCUGUCCCCCAUGCCAUUAGCAGAAGUGGAACUGAAAUGGGAAAUGGAGAAAGAAGAAAAGAAAUUGCUCUGGGAGCAGCUGCAAGGCUUAGAGAGCUCAAAGCAAGCUGAAACCUCCAGACUACAGGAGGAACUUGCUAAGCUCUCUGAGAAACUGAAAAAGAAACAGGAAAGUUUUUGCCGUCUUCAGACGGAGAAAGAGACACUGUUUAAUGAUAGCAGAAACAAAAUUGAAGAAUUACAACAGCGAAAGGAAGCUGAUCUCAAAGCCCAGUUGGCUCGCACCCAAAAGCUGCAGCAGGAGCUUGAGGCUGCCAAUCAGAGCUUGGCUGAGCUAAGAGAUCAGCGGCAGGGGGAGCGCCUGGAGCAUGCAGCAGCAUUGCGGGCCCUACAAGAUCAGGUGUCCAUCCAGAGUGCAGAUGCCCAGGAACAAGUGGAAGGGCUUUUGGCUGAGAACAAUGCCUUGAGGACUAGCUUGGCUGCUCUGGAGCAGAUCCAGACAGCAAAGACACAAGAACUGAACAUGCUUCGGGACCAGACCACUGAAUUGGCAGCUGAGUUACAGCAUCGGCAGACUGAAUAUGAAGAUCUUAUGGGACAGAAAGAUGACCUCAACUCCCAACUCCAGGAGUCAUUAAGGGCCAAUAGCCGACUGCUGGAACAACUUCAAGAAAUGGGGCAAGAGAAGGAGCAGUUGACACAAGACCUGCAGGAAGCUCGGAAGAGCGCUGAGAAACGGAAGGCCAUGCUAGAUGAGCUAGCGAUGGAGUCAAUGCAGGAGAAGACCCAGCACAAAGAAGAGCUGGGAGCUGUCCGAUUACGGCAUGAGAAGGAGCUGCUCGGGGUACGAGCCCGGUACGAGCGGGAGCUUCGAGAGCUGCAUGAGGACAAGAAACGGCAGGAGGAGGAGCUCCGGGGGCAGAUUCGGGAGGAGAAGGCUCGAACAAGGGAACUGGAGACUCUUCAGCACACAGUGGAAGAACUUCAGGCUCAGGUUCACUCCAUGGAUGGAGCCAAGGGCUGGUUUGAACGGCGCUUGAAGGAGGCUGAGGAAUCCUUGCAGCAGCAGCAACAGGAACAAGAGGAAGCCCUCAAGCAGUGCCGGGAGGAGCAUGCUGCUGAGUUGAAGGGCAAGGAGGAAGAGCUUCAGGAUGUGCGGGAUCAGCUCCAGCAGGCCCAGGAGGAGCGAGACGGUCAUGUGAAGACCAUCAGCAGCCUGAAGCAGGAGGUAAAGGACACAGUGGAUGGGCAGCGGAUCCUGGAAAAGAAGGGUAGUGCUGCGCUCAAAGACCUUAAGCGGCAGUUGCACCUGGAGCGGAAACGCGCUGACAAGCUGCAGGAGCGGCUGCAGGACAUCCUCACCAACAGCAAGAGCCGCUCAGGCCUUGAGGAGCUAGUUCUCUCUGAGAUGAACUCACCAAGCCGGACCCAGACAGGGGACAGUAGUAGCAUCUCCUCCUUCAGCUACCGGGAGAUUUUGAAGGAGAAGGAGAGCUCAGCCAUGCCAGCCAGGUCUUUAUCUAGCAGUCCUCAGGCCCAGCCCCCUCGACCAGCCGAGCUGUCAGAUGAGGAAGUGGCUGAGCUGUUUCAGAGACUGGCUGAGACACAGCAGGAAAAAUGGAUGCUGGAGGAGAAGGUGAAGCACCUGGAGGUGAGCAGCGCCUCUAUGGCAGAGGACCUCUGCCGGAAAAGCGCCAUCAUUGAGACCUAUGUCAUGGACAGCCGGAUUGAUGUGUCUGUGGCGGCAGGCCACACAGACCGAAGUGGGCUGGGCAGUGUCCUGAGAGACCUAGUGAAGCCAGGCGAUGAGAACCUUCGGGAAAUGAACAAGAAGCUGCAGAACAUGUUGGAGGAGCAACUCACCAAGAAUAUGCACUUGCACAAGGACAUGGAAGUUCUAUCCCAGGAAAUUGUACGGCUCAGCAAGGAAUGUGUGGGGUCCCCUGACCCAGACCUAGAACCUGGAGAAGCCAACUAAGACCUACAGGCUGCACCUACUUCCACCCCAUUCCAGAAUGCUACUUGGGCUAUGGUGGGAAAUUUUGGAGGCUGUCAUCAAAUCUAAUAGUUUUGGAGAUGGACAUUAAAGGGUCUAGAGGUUGAUCUGUGGCUGGUGUUGAUGACCCCAAUCAUAUGGUAGAGACCCUUGGGGAGGAAGGAUCCUGAGGGAAGGGCAGGGGUUUUUUUUUUCUUCUUGGCCCUGGCUCCCAAGGGCAUCUGCCUUCAACUCUGCAUGAGCUUUCCCUCCCAGAGUCCAAGUCUUUUCUUUUUAUUUUUUAAUUUAUGUCUGGAAGCCUGGCCACUCUGCAUUUGGGGCUGGGGAUGUCGGGUGGGGGUGCAGUCCAUGCUUAAUGUUCUAGCAAUGUAUGUAUGUGCGUGAGUGUGUGUGUAAAGGCUAUGCAGCCAAAAUACCAUGUGGCCAGACGGGCCAACCACUGA